AUGCCAACUGCUCGUCAUUUCUUCCCAGAAUCCGCAGUUCUUAUCGUACUAGGCCUUUUUGCUGGUUUUUCCAUUUAUGAGUUAUGGACCGUUGAUCUCUAUUUGCAUCCAGAUCUAUUUUUUCUAUAUCUUCUACCUCCAAUUGUACUAGAGGCCGGGUACUUCAUGCCAAACAAAGCAUUCGUCAGCAAUAUCACAACGAUAUCAUUAUUUGCCGUCGCCGGAACGGUGAUGAAUAUCUUUUUGACAAGUAUCACAUUCUUCUCAUGUUGUCUUUCGUUAUUUGAAGAAAUACAUGUCAAUAAACUGCUUUACAUCACAGUUUUCGGAGAGUCAUUGCUCAAUGAUGCAGUCACGGUGGUCCUUUACCAUUCGUUCCACUCUAUGGUCCGUAUUGGACAGGCUCAUCUGAUAUAUCAAGAUUAUACAAUGUCGAUGAUGAACUUUUUCCUGGUUUCUGGUGGUGGAAUUUUAGUUGGAGUAGUGUUUGCAGUGUUUGCGGCUCUAGGAGUGAAAUGGAGCGCAAAUGUAUCAGUUCUACAGCCGAUUAUUUGUAUUACUGUACCAUACAUGGCAUACUUGUGUUCGGAAAUUGUGCAUGUUUCUGGGAUUUUAGGAAUUGUUGUUUGCGGUAUCUGCAUGAAAUCUUAUGUGACCGGAAGUAUGGAGGAAAGAGCGGAUAUCACUGUGAAGUACACACUAAAAACGUUGUCGUCUUGUUGCGAAGCUGUGAUUUUUGUCUUCUUGGGAUUUUCUAUCUUUUCCAAGGAUCACAUGUGGGAUAUUGGGUUUGCCGUUGUCACCGUCAUCACAUGUUUUGCCGCAAGAUUUUUAGUUGUUUUCGUCCUCUCCUGGGUUGCAAACAAGUGGAGAAUGCAAAAAAUCUCUCUGAGAGAUCAAACAAUCAUGGCUUUUGGUGGGCUCCGAGGUGCAAUUUGUUUCGGAUUGGUGUUGACCAUUGAUGGUGAGGUUGUCCCGGCAAAACCUAUCAUGAUAUCCACUACUCUGAUUGUGAUUGUGUUUACUGUAUUCAUCCAGGGAACAAUGAUCAAACCAUUGGUGUCGUUUUUGAAUGUGAAAAUCGACAAUGCUUAUGACAAAAGUUUAUUCGAAAGUUGUAUGGAGCAUUGUUUCGAAGACGCUAUGUGUGGUGUUGAAGCAAUAAUCGGUUCUCAUGGGCAGUAUUAUUGGAAGAAUAAGGUCGACAAAUGGAACACCCAGUUUUUGGAACCUGCAUUGUCACGGCAAGACAUGAACCGAGGACGACGGCUAGUGAAGAAACUGACUGAUAUGACAACUGAUGAGCAGAGAGAAGCGUUGCUGCAUGACGAUGUGACUGAGCUAGACCCAUGA
Molecule: messenger RNA, 1353 nt
Organism: Caenorhabditis remanei
Lineage: Eukaryota; Metazoa; Nematoda; Chromadorea; Rhabditida; Rhabditidae
Exons: 12
Coding region: 1-1353 (450 amino acids)
Biological process (GO): sodium ion transport; regulation of pH; proton transmembrane transport
Cellular component (GO): membrane
Molecular function (GO): sodium:proton antiporter activity
Source: RefSeq, a predicted model, not a curated record